Molecule: messenger RNA, 557 nt
Organism: Priapulus caudatus
Lineage: Eukaryota; Metazoa; Priapulida; Priapulimorpha; Priapulimorphida; Priapulidae
Product: mediator of RNA polymerase II transcription subunit 21-like
Exons: 3
Coding region: 18-464 (148 amino acids)
Biological process (GO): regulation of transcription by RNA polymerase II
Cellular component (GO): mediator complex
Molecular function (GO): transcription coregulator activity
Source: RefSeq, a predicted model, not a curated record
UAAAUGUCAUUCCCAACAUGUCAGAUCGACUUACACAACUUCAAGAUGCCGUCAACCAGAUGGCUGACCAUUUUUGUAACAGUAUCGGCAUACUUCAGCAGUGUGCUCCACCAAGCAGCUUUCCUGAGUUUGACAAAGGAGGAAUGAAACCACCAGCCACACAGCAAGAAGAUUACGCAGAACUUUUCGCAAAGCUCAUUGCUAGAACAGCCAAGGACAUUGACAUACUAGUAGACUCACUUCCCAGCGAAGAAUCUUCUGCAGAGCUACAGGUGGCAGCAGUGAAGAGAUUGGAGGAGGAGAACAAGGAGGCGGCACAGAAGCUGGAGGAGGUCGUGAAGCGCGGCGAGACCGUGCUCGAGCAGAUACAGAGGGCGCUCAAGGACAUCGCGCAGUCGCAGAUCGAGAUGCAGAAGCUUGAGGCCGGCUCGACAGCGGCGGUCGCCGCAGACGCGAGACCGUAGCCCCGGGCGACCGGUGUGCGUCGCCGCGGCGACAUGUACGAGGCAGAGACGCUCGCGUACUACAUGACGCUCUUGCCGCUCACGGUGCCCGUC